AUGGAGAAAGUCACUGCUGCAAUUUUCGCUGCUUAUGCACUUUAUUAUUCUGCAUAUUACCUGACUCGGCUGGCACCCCUGGAUGAGAUUGUGAUCCAGUUGGAGUAUUCCGUGUCUGCAGCAGCAGUACUGACAGAACCAAGAGCCAUCUCUCCUCUGGCUCCCUCUGCUCCUGGGGAAGAAGCCCAAGAGGAGCAAAUUGAGGCGGAAGAGCUCCAGUUUCCAUCAGUGGUCACAGCAGAGCCUGAAUAUCCUGAGCCCGUGCUUCUAGAGAAAGAGCAGGAGCAGAUUGCUUCAACUGAGAUGCCAUGGCAGACUCAGGGAGAGCUGUUCCCAGCCCGAGAGCAGGAAGAGCAGCUCAGGGAGCAGGUGGAAGAGCCACAGGAGAAUGGCCAGAAGAUCAAGGCAGAGCCACAAGCAGAGCUGCCCGAAGCUCAGAGUGACAUCAUGGACAUGAAGAGAAAGAGCAAGGAAGACUUGAGAAGUAUUCAAGAGGAGAAUCUCCAGCAGCAGAGGGGCGAUCAACAAAACCAGGUGAGUGAAAAAGUGGCAGGCACUCCACCCAUGAAAUAUCCUCUCUCUUUUUUUUUAGAGAAGAUUAAGGCACAGCUGAAUGCAGAGCUUCAGACAGCUCAAACUCGGAUGAAGGCAAGGCUGAAGAGGCUGGAGGAUGAAAUGAAAACCAUCAGAAAGAAACUUAAUCCCCUCCCUCAGGCUCUACAAAAGCAAGUGGCCAUAAAGAAAAUAAAUCUAAAAGGACUGAGGAAGAAGAAAUUAAAAGUCAAUGAACUCAUGGUCAUGAAAAUUAAUAGGAAUCCCAACCUGGUCAACUAUUUAGACAGCUACCUUGUGGGUGAUGAACUCUGGCUAGUAAUGGAGUUCAUGGAUGGAGGCACUCUGAGCGACAUCAUCAGCAAGACUUGCCUGUCUGAAGACCAGACGGCAGCCAUCUUUCAGGAGUGCCUGCGAGGACUGUAUUUUCUUCACUCAAACCAUGUGAUCUACCGAGAUGUGAAGAGCUGCAACAUCCUUCUCAGAACCAAUGGUUCUGUCAAGCUGGCUGACUUUGGCCUCUUUGCUCAGCUCACCCCUGAGCAGAGCAGACGGAGCUCUGUGGCCGGCACUUCUGGGUGGCUGGCGCCUGAAGUGGUGACAGGCCAACCAUAUGGCCCCAAAGUGGACAUAUGGUCUUUGGGAAUCGUGGGCAUCGAAAUGGUGGAACGAGAAGUUCCUUGCAGGAAUGCAGUUCCUGUUUCGGCACAACUCUUGACAGCCAGGGGAGAGAGACCACAGCUGCGGCAGCCCAACAGAUUCUCGUCUUGCCUGCGUGACUUCCUGAGCUGCUGCCUGCAGAUAGAUGUGAGGUGUCGCUGGUCUGCCAAGGAGCUCCUGAAGCAUCCAUUUAUACGUUCAGCCAAGCCACCAUGUAUCCUAGCACCGCUCAUCAACGCAAUCAAAAAGAAGAAGGAGGAGUGGAGAAAAAGAAUGUAA
Messenger RNA from Melospiza georgiana, 1491 nucleotides. RefSeq names its product serine/threonine-protein kinase PAK 3-like. The coding region runs from base 1 to 1491 and encodes 496 amino acids. The record is from RefSeq and is a predicted model, not a curated record. Gene Ontology annotation, molecular function: protein serine/threonine kinase activity; ATP binding. Lineage: Eukaryota; Metazoa; Chordata; Aves; Passeriformes; Passerellidae. The transcript is spliced from 11 exons. Gene Ontology annotation, cellular component: cytoplasm. Gene Ontology annotation, biological process: intracellular signal transduction; protein phosphorylation; regulation of MAPK cascade.